Messenger RNA from Zerene cesonia (dogface butterfly), 1106 nucleotides. RefSeq names its product tRNA selenocysteine 1-associated protein 1 (gene Secp43). The transcript has 6 exons. Lineage: Eukaryota; Metazoa; Arthropoda; Insecta; Lepidoptera; Pieridae. The record is from RefSeq and is a predicted model, not a curated record. Bases 171 to 1064 code for a protein of 297 amino acids. Gene Ontology annotation, molecular function: RNA binding.
UUGACGAAACGUCAAGUGAAUCUGGAAUCAGGGAAUCAAAAUAACAAACAUCGUACAAUUCGUACAUAUCUUGUUCAUAAGAUCAAUUAUAAUAAGUGAAUAGGCAGUUUAUUAGGUCUAUUUUAUUUACUAUUAACAGAUUGGAAAGGUAAACUACAUAAAUCAUCACCAUGCAGUGUCAAUUGUGGAUGGGUAGUUUGGAACCAAACAUGACUGAGAGCUUUAUUUUGGCCGCUUUUCAUAGGAUGGGUCAAAGGCCAUUAGCUGUUAAAGUCAUGAGAAAUAAAUUCACAGGUGAACCGGCGGGUUAUGCUUUCGUUCAUUUUCAGACUGACGAAGAAGCUAUUGAUACAAUGCACAAGUUGAAUGGCAAACCCAUUCCGGGAACAUUUCCAGUUGUGAGAUUCAGACUUAAUACAGCUUCAAGGGAAGCCAGAGCUAAUAUGCAACAGGAAAGAGAAUUUUCUGUCUGGGUUGGUGACCUCAGCCCAGAUGUUGAUGACUAUUCGUUAUAUAGGGUAUUUGCAUCAAAGUAUUCAUCUAUUAAGACAGCAAAAGUAAUAUUAGACAAUGCCGGUUAUACUAAGGGGUAUGGUUUUGUACGAUUUGGAAAUGAGGAAGAACAGCGGAAUGCAUUAUAUGCAAUGAAUGGGUAUACUGGCCUCGGGUCAAAACCACUGAAAAUAUGUACUGCAGUACCAAAACCUAAAAGUGCUGUGACAACACCCAGCACUACAUCUAGUACUGCAACAAAUCCCACUUAUACAACUGGAGCGGAGUACAACCAAUAUUAUGAUCCGUCAGCCUAUUGGCAAAAUUAUUCAGCGUGGUCUGGCUACUAUGGGCAGGGGGACGCGAGCGCGGCGGUGCAGGCGGCGCCGGUAAUGGACCCCGCGCAAGCUGUUGCUGCUAAAGCUCAGAGCGAUGAAUUAGCGCUCGUUGAACACAAACGACCAAUUGACAUUGAUGAGAUGAAUCAAGAAUUCUUGGACCCCGAGUUAUCGUUGUGGGAUGGACUAGAGUCGUCGCAGUGGUUCCCGCAUGAAGUUAUUGAAGCGCAUUAAUUUUAAAUAAUUUAGUUUUUUUUUUUAUUAAAUUAUAAUAAA